CCGGAAAUGCUGCCGCUCAUGACGUUGAGCUUGAUGCUAACCAGGAAGUGACCAUUCCUUCAGGUUCCUUCAGGUUCUGCAGAAGCUGAGAAUCAAUCCGAGGUGAAAGUUCACAUCUGAUGAACAGACGUUUUCAAUACAAGACUUCAGACAUGACGAAACACGAGUUCGAGGUGGCGAUGACGUGUGAGGGAUGUUCAGGAGCCGUCACCAGAAUCCUCAACAAACUGGGAGAUGUGAAGUUUGAGAUCGACCUGCCUAAGAAGCUGGUUUGGAUCGAGUCCGACAGAGACGUGGACUUUCUCAAAGAGACGCUGAAGAAAUGUGGGAAGGAAGUCAAGUACAACGGCACCAAAUGAAGGAGUCUGCUGCUGCUCAUAGGAAAUCAUUGCUGCUAAUGCAAAGCAAACAUUUAUAAACUGGAAGGAAGAGUCUGGAUC
Molecule: messenger RNA, 440 nt
Organism: Pleuronectes platessa (European plaice)
Lineage: Eukaryota; Metazoa; Chordata; Actinopteri; Pleuronectiformes; Pleuronectidae
Gene: atox1
Product: antioxidant 1 copper chaperone
Exons: 4
Coding region: 120-359 (79 amino acids)
Biological process (GO): copper ion transport
Cellular component (GO): cytosol
Molecular function (GO): metal ion binding; copper chaperone activity
Source: RefSeq, a predicted model, not a curated record